CAAAACACAAAAUAAGUAUUUCUUUUUUUGUUUCAACUGAGGCAGAAGAAAGGGAUGAGGACUUGUUCUCUUCUUGGUUGGUUCUUGAUCAUCUCCCUAUUGUUACUCUCUCAAUCCCUCAUAAUCUCAUGCGAAACUCAUGGAAGCAAGAUCACUCCUUUGAGUCGGAAACUAGUUGGACAUGGAGAGAACGCGGAAGAGUCUCACGGUCUUCGAGUUUUUGUGAGGAAAAGCAAAAGCAAGAAGAAGAAGAAGGACAAAUCAUCAGCCACUCGAACUCUUCUCUCUAACCCAUUUACCUAUGUUUCUACUGCUGUGAGUUCCUUUGUUUUGGUGCUCGCCGCAUUCUAAUCUAUUUCCAAGAAUAGCUUGCGACUUGUAUUUAUUUUUCUACGUCAAAUCAAAUGGCUUGCGUGUUUGUUUGAUCGACUUUGUGUGUUUGUUUGAUCGACUUUGUGUUUGCAACUGAUCGUUUUAAACUAUUUGUAUUCUUUUCCGGCAAAGCUUGAGUUUGUAACUCUCUUGAAUGGCCAGUUGUCUAAUAUUUUGGUUCUGCA
Capsella rubella is the source of this 557-nucleotide messenger RNA. RefSeq lists its product as uncharacterized. The transcript has a single exon. NCBI's taxonomy places the organism in Eukaryota, Viridiplantae, Streptophyta, Magnoliopsida, Brassicales, Brassicaceae. Bases 55 to 351 code for a protein of 98 amino acids. The record is from RefSeq and is a predicted model, not a curated record.